CCACCUUAAAGUAGGAUGGUCCUGAACAGAGCUCUGAUUCUGGGGACCCUCACCCUGACCAUCAUGAUGAGCCCCUGUGGAGGUGAAGACAUUGUGGCCUACAAUGUGCCAGGUACUGAGCUGGACAUGCAGGAAAUAGCAGUAAACAGGGCCUGUGAAAAGUCUACCCUUCUGAGCAUAUGUUAUAGUGGAAAGACAGACUGGAUUCUAACAGGACAGCUACCAACACUGAGGGCGAAGGAAACAGCUGACCACGUUGCAUCCUAUGGCACAACUAUCUACCAGUCUUUUGGGCCCUCUGGCCAGUACACCCAAGAAUUUGAUGGAGAUGAGCUGUUUUAUGUGGACCUGGAGAAGAAGGAGACUGUCUGGCGGCUGCCUGUGUUUAGCGAAUUCGCAGGUUUUGACCCACAGGGUGCCCUGAGAAACAUAGCUGUGGCGAAACAUAACUUGGAUAUCCUGAUUAAACACUCCAACUUUACCCCUGUUACCAAUGAGGUUCCUGAGGUGACUGUGUUUUCUAAGUUCCCUGUGUUGCUGCGUCAACCCAACACCCUCAUCUGUCUUGUGGACAACAUCUAUCCUCCUGUGAUCAACAUCACAUGGUUGAGGAACGGACACACAGUCAGAGAGGGUGUUUCUGAGAUCAGCUUCCUCACGAAGAAUGAUCUUUCCUUCCUCAAGAUCAGUUAUCUCACCUUCCUGCCUUCUGAUGAUGAUGUUUAUGACUGCAAAGUGGAACACUGGGGCCUGGAGGAGCCACUGCUGAAACACUGGGAACCUGAGAUUCCAACCCCUAUGUCAGAGCUGACAGAGACUGUGGUCUGCGCCCUGGGGUUGACUGUGGGCCUUGUAGGCAUCGUGGUGGGCACUGUCUUCAUCAUCCAAGGCCUGCGCUCAGGUGGUCCCUCCAGACACCAAGGGCCCUUGUGAGUUGCUCCCUAGAAGGGAAGGUGCACUGCCCGUCUACCAGAGCAGAAGAGUGGACAUGCUAGGUGACCUAGAACUAUCUUCAUAUAGUUCUUAUAGUUCUUCAUAUAGCUUCAUAUAGCUUCUCUCCUCUCACCUCUUCUCUGGGACUUAUCCCUUAAAGCUCACAUAUACCUCGGAAUUCUCCCCCUGACCACCUGAUGAUUUUUUUCUGUUCUCAAUAGUUACAUACCAUGGGAUCACUGCCGUAUUCCACCCAGUUACCUAAUCCCUAGUGACCCUGAUCCACUAUCAUCAUGGAAGCAAUGAAUCCUCCUUUUAUUGAAACUUUUCCUGUCUUUCAUCUCAAGGCUGACUAGGACCUUGUUCCCUUAUGCUUUAGGCCCCUUAAUUUCGUUUCUCAGAUCACGUUUCAUGCCCAGUAACACAAGAGCAACCUGUGUAGCCUAAUAAUAUGUUGUUAUCUUAGCUGAGAUUAUUAUUUCUCUCUUCCUUCUGUUCCCAUUCUUGGCACUGUCACCCACCCCCCUAAUUCAGGCAUCAUUGAAGAUAAUAUAUACUCUUCUCCCAUGGUGUAGAUUUGUUAUAGCAGAAAUACAAAAACCAAGAAAUAAGUCUGUACUCAUCUUAAUAUAGCUUUUAAAAGUUAUGACAGAGGCUU
This is a messenger RNA of Aethalodelphis obliquidens (Pacific white-sided dolphin), 1591 nucleotides long. RefSeq names its product HLA class II histocompatibility antigen, DQ alpha 2 chain-like. Lineage: Eukaryota; Metazoa; Chordata; Mammalia; Artiodactyla; Delphinidae. The transcript is spliced from 6 exons. Gene Ontology annotation, biological process: immune response; antigen processing and presentation. Bases 16 to 933 code for a protein of 305 amino acids. Gene Ontology annotation, cellular component: membrane; MHC class II protein complex. The record is from RefSeq and is a predicted model, not a curated record.